This is a messenger RNA of Candidula unifasciata, 445 nucleotides long. The record is from the annotation of a GenBank genome assembly. NCBI's taxonomy places the organism in Eukaryota, Metazoa, Mollusca, Gastropoda, Stylommatophora, Geomitridae.
AUGACCGUCAGUCGAUUAGACCAGCUCUACCGCAGGCUUCUUUUGACAAAAUUUUUCACAAGAGGAUGGGGGAAACCCGACAAUUUGAAAAGGUUGUUUGCAUUCAGAAAGAUCUUGUCAAAUAGAGACACUUGCCAGCACUUGGUUGCAUCAGAUUACCCAAUCAACAUUGACAGUGAAACUCGGGAUGGCGAUUGUAUUAUCCUAGAAGGACACUUUACUUCUCCCUUCAUUCACCAUCUGCCAGGCAUCAUGCCCAAAGAGGUGGAGACAGCAAGUUUCCAGAUGAUUCUCCCACUCCAGUGGCAGCAUUCCACCGUGAAGCCUGUGUGUAUUCAUCUUGCAGGCACUGGCGACCAUUAUUUCUGGCGGAGGAGGAUUUUCACAGCGAGGCCUUUGCUGAAAGAGUCUGGGAUUGCAUCCAUCCUGCUUGAAAAUCCAUAUU